UUAUUUCAAGUUUUUAGCAGUAUCGAUUGUCGCAGUGUUAAUACAUGAUGAUAAAUUUACAGUAGGAGGACCCGCGCGGUGUGUCACGUGAUACGUCGCAUCGUGUCUGUGAAAGUGUUUUAGUGGUGAAAUGGGUGAAUUGACGUUGUGUUGUGAGCCGCCGAGCGCCGCCUACAGGCGUGAUUGAUCGGCGCCGCUGCUUCAAUCUCACAGUCAGGCGCGUCCCCGCUGAACUGAACACACGGGCGAAACUGAAGAUGACUUCCGGCCAGAUCCGCUCCACGCGCCGCUUGCGAUCCUGGAUGGUCGAACAGGUGAACAGUGGGAAGUAUCGUGGUCUGGAAUGGGACGAUCCUGAAAAGACAAUGUUCCGUAUUCCCUGGAAACACGCAGGAAAACAAGACUUCAGGAGUGAAGAAGAUGCUGCUAUCUUCAAGGCUUGGGCUGAGUUUAAAGGGAAGCUUCUGGAGAAUGGAAGUUGUGACCCUGCGUCGUGGAAAACUCGACUUCGAUGCGCUCUUAACAAAAGUCCAGAGUUCUGUGAGGUCACUGAGAGGUCACAGCUGGACAUCUCUGAACCAUAUAAGGUUUAUCGCCUCAUACCAUUGGAAGAACAGGGAGUUGUGACCGUAAAAAAAGAGAAUGGGCGUAGGGCAGUGAAGAGCAGCAGCAGGAGAAGACGCAACCAAUCAGAGCCUGAGGAACAGAUCACAUGCAAAAAGAUUAAAGAGGAGGUGACUACACCUCAGUCAAUCAGCACGGCUGAACAUGAACUGUCCGUCCCAAACCCAGCACAUGAGAUCACACUGCACGCUGAGCUGGACACCAAACCGUCAGAGAGUGACGACAAUGGUGAUAUUCAGUUAAACUUCACUAUUGAAGCAGUUCCUCUGUCAGGAGACAGCAGAGCGCUUCAUUCAUUCUCUGUGAGCGUGCACUACAUUGGUCAGGAGGUUUUGCGGCGAGAGAUUGUGGGUAAUGACAUUCGGAUCGCCUACCUGCCCCCCUCACCCGUUCCCCCCUCCCAACCGUCUCUGAACGGCACGGGUUUUCCUCGGAUCCCUCUCCCGGACCCCCCCUCAGAUAUGACCUCUGACCCCAGCCUCGCCCCACGUUUGCACGCCCUUUCCAAACUGCUGCCCUUCAUGGAGCGAGGGGUGGUGCUCGCAUCAAUGGGGGGAGGCAUUUACGCCAAACGCUUCUGUCAGGGUCGAGUGUUUUGGAGAGGACCUCAUGAUCUCACGACGGGACCCUGUAAGAUGGAGCGAGCGAGCGAGCCCACCAUGCUGUUCAACAAAGACCUGUUUAAACAGCAGUUGGACUCUUACCGCAGCGGAGGAGAUCCACCACAGACAGACAUCACAUUGUGUUUUGGAGAAGAGCUGAUGGAUGGAGAUGAUCUGUCUGACAAACACAUCAUCAUUAAGAUCAGUCUUCCAUGGGCCCAGUCUCAGAUACAAGAGGUCCAGACGUUCAGAGACUCCAUUGCCAUUCUCAAAAGCUUGGCCAGCCAAUCACCUACAGGAGAAGUUACACUCAACUUUGUUGAUGUGUCAGAGCAACAAAUAACAAGCCCUUAAAAUAACACUGACUGAAAAAAAUACUAAAAAAACAAAACUGUGGAUACCAAUCAUGUUUAGGUAAGCAGUAGAUAUUUAGUGGAAAUAAAUGUCACACUGUAAUCAUCAACAUUAACAUCUCAAUACUUCUGUAGUUCUUUCACCAUCUGUAAUAGCAUCAGAUCAGCCGCUGCUGUGCUUUGUGUCAGUAAGACCGCUUGACUUAUUGAAAUAGUUCAGUCAAUUAUCAUCACAUUCUCUCAUAAUAUGCAUUAAACACAAACCACGGUUAACUAGAGUUUAGACAGCCAUGUUUAUAUAAUCAAUAUAUAUUAUGUACCUAGAUAACGCUAAUAUUAUAGUUAAAUCAUAUUUAAUUCAUGUUUUUUGUCUGUAAGAUGCAUUAAUAAAUGGAAAUCAGCUCAAAUG
Messenger RNA from Triplophysa rosa, 1988 nucleotides. RefSeq names its product interferon regulatory factor 9 (gene irf9). Bases 258 to 1580 code for a protein of 440 amino acids. NCBI's taxonomy places the organism in Eukaryota, Metazoa, Chordata, Actinopteri, Cypriniformes, Nemacheilidae. Gene Ontology annotation, biological process: regulation of transcription by RNA polymerase II; immune system process. The record is from RefSeq and is a predicted model, not a curated record. The transcript is spliced from 11 exons. Gene Ontology annotation, cellular component: nucleus. Gene Ontology annotation, molecular function: RNA polymerase II cis-regulatory region sequence-specific DNA binding; DNA-binding transcription factor activity, RNA polymerase II-specific; protein binding.